AUGGCCAGAAAACUCAUCUCCCAUCAAUACGAGGACCGUAUGCUGGAGGACGAGUUAGAGGAAUCAAUCGCUGCAAUGUAUGAUUAUCUACGAAAAGGAUCAGGAGGACGGGACUCAGAUCUAUGCAUUGUCCAAGCACGGAUGGCUUUCUUGAGCGAUCGGAGCACGCGCAUCAGGGAUCAUCAACUGAUCGUCAUGACGAAAAUGGUCGCUAUGCAUCGAUACCAAGAACUCAUUUGGAACUGGGAAGAUAUCUAUGACGAUUGCGCCUGCUUGGUCAAUACACCCGUGGACGAAAAUGAUAGCGAUCGUCACCAACCUCGUGUCGUCCACUUUGUGAUGAGUGCGAAGGAGCUAAUCAAUGAUGGCAUGUUGGAACUCCAGAGCAGCAGUGAACAUUCAAUCAAUGACACUACCUAG
Molecule: messenger RNA, 420 nt
Organism: Zychaea mexicana
Lineage: Eukaryota; Fungi; Mucoromycota; Mucoromycetes; Mucorales; Lichtheimiaceae
Exons: 3
Coding region: 1-420 (139 amino acids)
Source: RefSeq, a predicted model, not a curated record